UGGCUGUUCUUUGCCACUUUCCCAUUCUCCUUUUCCACAAAUUUUGAUACAUUUCUGUAAUUUACUUUAGUGUGAAGCAAUGCAUAGACCUUCAGUUGAGUUGCUGGUCUUAUUAACACAUUCCUUAGAUCAUUGUUACCUGUUAGUUGAAUUGAUACGGCCUAUAUUUAAUGACCCAAAACUGUUGUCUUCAAAUUUUUUUCCCAUUUGAAAUUAUGUAUAUAAACAUCGCUUGUGUUUCUCUUGUCAAAAACACUUUAUCCAUCGCUUUCAUUUUGCCACCUGCUCUCCUCAACUAUUCUUUCUUUCCAUUUUACCGUUGUGCCUUGAGUUCAUCAUAUAUCCCAUUGCCAUUGGCGAGAGGAUGCCCUACAUCAGAGCCAGGGUUACGUGGCAGAUGAAGACAGCCACCCUUUCCCCUAGAAUGUUUGGGGAUUGCAAACUCCCAGAACAGGCAAUAAGAGCACUUGAAAUUUGGAAGUCUCCUACCUCUUAUUUGUGGCGACAGGUCUGGGUUGACUUCACCAUGCCCAUUUUUAAAAAAUACACGGAAAAUACCUGUGAUUAUUAGAGCUCAGGAUGAAAUGAGUUGAUACAUAUAUAACAUUUAAAGUAGUACCUACACAUAGUGGUGCUCGAUAAAUGUUAUCAUGUUUCUAUUUGCUAAUUUUUCACUUCUCUCUGCUGCACUCUAACCAUUUGUACUGCAUUAUCUUUUCUCUGCACCUUUUCAUACAGCUCAUUUAGAAACUCUUGAAUAAACAAGAUUAAUGCACACUUGCUACCAAAAGUAAGAGGAAGUAGAGAUACUGUGGAAGACUUUCUGGUAGACACUCCAGACAAGAAUUUUUGUGUUUAUUAAGACUACUUUGGGAUACAGAGGGCACUCUGGGAAAAUAAAAAUAACAGCUAUAUAUUAUUGCCCUUACUCUUCGGAAGGGCAAGAUACAUUUUUUUUUUUUAAGACAAUUAAUUGAUUUAAAGGUUUCAGGAUUUUCAGUGGUUGCUGUUCGGAACAACGAAUUCCAUGAAACAUAAUAUUCUUAGAAUUUACAGUGUUUAUUUUAGCCAGGCGAUGUUCCUUGAACAAUUAAAUUUGAGGAAUUCUGUACAAGCUACACUAGAUAGAUUUGAGGGUAUUUUCUCCCUUUGCUCAGUGUUACCUCACUGCUAGAAUAAAGAAUGAACAGAGAGGCAUGAUGAGCUUGGCUUGCACCCAUGAUCAUCUCAGGAAAUGCCCCCCGAAGUUAUUUUCCACUGGAGGAAAAUGAUAUCAUAUUUCUGUGCUGCUUUUUUCCUGUCAGACCCCUGGCCUCAACAGGGCUGUUGUCUAGGGUUUCUUGAUCCUUGAGCGAGGUAAAUGACCUCUGGCCGUGCCCCCCGGGCAGUAUGUGCCUCUCCUGGUCCGUAAUCUCACGGAGGUGCUCUGUGCCAGGAUGUUAUUCUUUAAAUGCGUUUGAUUGGCUUGGAAGAGUUUUGCAUUAAUUAACUCUUCAUUGUCUGGGAAACGCAAAUGCUUUUUUGUGGGACUUGACCGAAUGGUUAUGUUCAGUUUUCCCUGUGAUCACAACAAGCCAAAUGAGACAAGGUUCUCCUUUCUCAAAAUAAAGGCAUCUUCCUUCAUCAUUAAGGUCUGAAGCCAAGCUUUAUGUCAGUCCCAGUUAUCCCCAUUUGUCCUCGUUCAGCAUCUUGCAGCCCCAUCAACAUCAUGCCCUACAAAGCUGCACACUCUAGAAAUCUGACGGAUCGACCCAAAUUCUUGGUAACACCGCCAGAGGGCUCUGCGCGAAGGAGGACUGUUCAUGGCACAGUGGGCUAUAAAAGAGACAGAGAGAGAGAAAACCUCCCGUUCCAACCCACGUGUGGCAUUCGGAGGGCUCUGUCUCCAUCUCAUCCCAAAGUAAGAUCACCAGGGCCCUCCCGACUUUGGCUUCCAUCCAAGUCCUUUCCUCAUCUGCCUGGCACACCCAGACCAGCCUCCUCCUUGCCUCCCGGAUCAGUCAAAGCUACCCCUUCCCAGGUCCGGCCCCCAUCCCCUGGCAACAUCCGCCCUGUCAAGAGAGAAGUCAGAGUGGAAUCUGAGAGAAAAGAACCCGAGAAGGAACCCCAGAAAGUUGCCAGUGAGCCGUCACUUAAGGGCAGAGCACCUUUAGUGAAGGUGGAAGAAGCCACAGUUGAAGAGGGGACACCUGUCGAACCAGAGGCUGCUCCUGCUGCUUCAGCCCCAGCCGUGGCCCCCUCGGCCCCUGCUCCAGCGCCGGUCCCAGCCCCAGCCUCAGCCCCAGCCUCGCCAUCCACUGUGACUGCUUGCGCUUCUCCCAAGACCUCUGCGGGCACCACCGACCCGGAAGAGGCCACGAGGCUGCUAGCUGAGAAGAGGCGGCUGGCCCGGGAGCAGAGAGAGAAGGAGGAAAGGGAGAAGAGGGAGAGGGAAGAGCUGGAAAGACAAAAGAAAGAGGAGCUGGCGCAGAAGGUGGCGGAAGAGCGGGCGCGGCGCGAGGAGGAGGCCCGCCGGCUGGAGGCCGAGCAGGCCCGGCAGCGGGAAGAGCAGCUGCGCCGGCAAGCGGAGGAGGAGCGGGAGCGGCGCGAGCGCGAGGGCGAGGAGCGCGCGCAGAAGCAGAAGGAAGAAGAAGCUCGCGUUCGGGAGGAAGCAGAGAGGGUCCGGCAGGAGCGGGAGAAGCACUUCCAGAGAGAAGAGCAGGAGCGCCUGGAAAGAAAGAAGCGACUUGAGGAGAUUAUGAAAAGAACAAGACGAACAGAACCUACAGAUAAGAAAACUGUUGAUCAGAGAAACGGAGAUAUAACCAAGGGAGCUCUCACUGGAGAAACAGUGGUAUCUGCCCUUCCGUGUCUGACAGACUCUUCAGGAAAUGGAGAACCAGUGGCCAGCCCACAUGCCGUUACCUCACACCAAUCAAAAGUGACUGUGGAGAGUACUCCCAAUUUGGAAAAACAACCAAGUGAAAAUGGAGUGUCUGUUCAGAAUGAAAAUUUUGAGGAAAUUAUAAACUUACCCAUUGGAUCUAAAUCAUCCAGAUUAGAUGUCACCAACAGUGAGAGCCCAGAAAUUCCUUUGAAUCCAAUUUUGGCCUUUGAUGAUGAAGGGACACUUGGGCCCCUGCCUCAGGUAGAUGGUGUUCAAACACAACAGACAGCAGAAGUUAUAUGACCAUUUCUUCUGAAGAACCAAAGCAGAAAUUUACUAAGAAUUUCUACAAUUAAUGGAAUUCCUUCCAUGCUAUAAAGGAGCAUCCCCAUCUUCCAGUUUUCUAAAGAUUUCUUGACCAUCCUUUUGAAAAGACUUUAUUAAAGCCAGCUAAAGACAACAGACUGGAUAGCUUUUCUAAUAAUUUUCGCCAAUAGAGAAAAAGAAAUUUUCCUUAUCCUUCAAUACUUUACAAAGGCUUUUUCCAGUGUGCUCCUUCUUAGCAAAUCAAUAUUUUUCUGCAUUCUCUAAAAGACAAGAACAUUUGGCUAUUUUAAAAAAUGGGCUGACUAGGCAUGAUUUUUCACAUAAAUAUUUUGGUCCUUAAAAGCUAAUGUAAUAUUGGCACAAAAAAUUUUACCUUUUACAGUAUAAUACUUGAAAAAUAAGUACCUCUUUGCUCUACAAGUAGAGUGAAUAGGAGAGGUGUUUAAAUUAAGCCUGUUUGUUAAAUAUUACUGCAAAAAGUUCUAUUUGUAGAAGCAACUAUAGGCAGAUUACCAGGUUCUUGUAAAUGCAGUUUGUACAUGGACUUUCUGCAGACCCAGCUGUCAUAUUCUUGCAUCUCCUUUUGCAAAAGUGUACUAAACAGUUUUAAAAUGUGAAAAAAAAAAUUAUUUUUUCAGAGUAAGAAAAUAUACUGUCCUCUUAAAUAAUGUAUUUAUAAAGUUUUUUCCAGGUGAACUAAUCAAAUAAAUUAGAACAACGUGACACCAUUGCAAACUUUGAUUUAUCAGAUGCAUUCCUUAUGUUACCAGGAGGGAGAAUGUUAGCGAUGAUUCAGGGCUAUUUCUGAUGUCUGUAUAUUGCUGCUGUUCCCAGUGAUGAUGGGACUUACCUUUGCCUUACCUGAUCACAAAUUACGGGGGGCCGGGGGGGGCCGGGGGGAGACAGAGAUUUAAUAUUUCUUUAAAUAAAAAAAGAAUUUGGUUUUGCUCGUUUAAGAGCAAUGAAAACAUGAUGGAAUGUUGACUGUGUCCGGCCCACACAGAGCACUGUACAGGAUACCUUCACAAAUGUCCUCAUUCUCUGUGGGACCCGUCAGCUUUGACUUGUCACUCUUCCUCACUUCUGCUGCUGAGCUUAGCUGUACAAAUCUGUAUUUUCAUUUUCUAAUGUAAAUUCAAUUUUAUUUUGCCAUUUUUAGAAACCAACAACAAAAUAUUGAAGGAGAGGGGACUCUGAGGGAACAUUUUUUUUUUUAAUGGCGUGUUUAAAAAGGUAAACUUCCGGCACUAUAAUAUGUUGGCUUUCUUAAGAGAGGGAUUGGUUAUAUGGAAUGAGAAACUAUUCAUUUAUUGGAUGAUAUUCUUAAAAUCCAAGCUAUAGUAACAGCUGUAAUUUGUGAAAACAUUAAUUUGGGGGGUUUCCCUAUUCUCAGUUGUCCAUGUACACAUAGUCAUAUUAAAAAAAAAAAAUCUGUUCAACAAAGUUGUUUUAUUUGUUUAAGUUGACCUAGCAUGAAACACCAAAUAAAAUGUGUUUGACAUA
Messenger RNA from Herpailurus yagouaroundi (jaguarundi), 4696 nucleotides. RefSeq names its product microtubule associated protein 7 (gene MAP7). The transcript has 12 exons. Gene Ontology annotation, cellular component: microtubule cytoskeleton. The record is from RefSeq and is a predicted model, not a curated record. Gene Ontology annotation, biological process: microtubule cytoskeleton organization. The coding region runs from base 1649 to 3169 and encodes 506 amino acids. Lineage: Eukaryota; Metazoa; Chordata; Mammalia; Carnivora; Felidae.